Pseudogymnoascus verrucosus is the source of this 698-nucleotide messenger RNA. RefSeq lists its product as uncharacterized. The transcript is spliced from 3 exons. The record is from RefSeq and is a predicted model, not a curated record. Gene Ontology annotation, molecular function: structural constituent of cell wall. The coding region runs from base 98 to 442 and encodes 114 amino acids. Gene Ontology annotation, cellular component: fungal-type cell wall. NCBI's taxonomy places the organism in Eukaryota, Fungi, Ascomycota, Leotiomycetes, Thelebolales, Thelebolaceae.
AAAGCAUUCGCAAUCAACACUUCCUUCAAACACUUCCAUCCAUAUUCUACUACUCGUCUUCCCGAUAUACAAUCGUCUCACACAAACAACUUUCAAAAUGCAAGUCCCAACCACCUUCGCUGUUCUCUUCUUUGCCCUUGGGGCCGCAGCCUUACCAUCGAUUGGUAGCCCAACUGUUGGACCCAAAGGCAACGCACAGUGCGGUAAAAAUCAAGUCAUCUCAUGCUGCAACACCAAGUCUACCAGCGUUGGCGCUGGUGGCCUCCUCGGACUCGGAGGCGUUCUUAAUGGCGUUCUGGGUGGCAACUGCAACCCUCUCACCAUCCCAAUUGUCGGCGUCGCUGUCCCACUCAGCCAAGCUUGCGCUGGCAACCAGGCCGCGUGCUGCACAGGCGACCAGCAUGGCCUGGUUAACAUCCAAUGUACCAACGUCCUUAUUUAAGUAGAAUUGGCCUUUGAGGCCCAUAUGGACGGAUUUGGUCUUUGAGACCCCAGGAAGGCUCAUUGUGCCUGAUGGUUGUGGAAGUUUUUAAUUCAUCAUCAAGAUCCAUUCUGGACUUGCAACUCGUUGUACUUUAGUCAGUCAUUUCAGAUAGUUAUUGAUCAUAGGACUUGAAGGUCGUAGUAUUUUCAAGCACCUCUGUUCUAUAAUUCAAUUAUAGACUAUUAAAUCAUGCCUUACUGGUACUAGUCCUGUC